UAUUUAUUAGCACUCUAUGACAUUGCUUCAAUUCAAACGGAAUAUAACAAGAAAGGGCAAAAAGCUAAACAGACUCUCGCCGGAGUAUUCUUUAUCUUCAGGGCAGAGAAACACGCACACACAAAAAAAAAAAGGCUUAGAUUUUAAUACAAGCCAUCAAAUUUGUGUUUGUGUAUUGUCAUGCACCUUGUCCGUGAGAAUCUAUUUAUUGGAAACAUAGGGGAUGCUGCUGAAGUUCUGCAAAAUGGUAGCACAGAGAUCACACAUAUUCUAUCAGUUUUGAGCUCCGCAUCGAUAUCGUUUUUUUCUGAAUGGCGUAGUGGUCUCACAAUCCCAACCAAGGAAAUUAAAAAGGUUUUUGUAGGUGGAUCUGGUGGUGCUGCAGCUUCUGGGGAUCAUUCAGAUGAUGGUUCUAAGAGUUCUUUGUCACCCCAGAAGCUGUUGUACUUGUUGGAAUAUGCAGGGAAGGAUUUAAAGCUGGUGAGAAUGGCAGUGCCUAUUAGAGAUAUGGAGAGUGAGAAUUUGUUGGAUUACCUAGAUGCAUGUUUUGAUUUCAUUGAUCAAAGCAGAAAAGAGGGAUCUGUUUUGGUGCAUUGCUUUGCUGGAGUGUCAAGAAGUGCGGCUAUAAUUACAGCAUAUUUGAUGAGAACUGAGCAACUAUCUCAAGAAGAUGCACUUGAAUCUCUAAGGCAAAGCUGUGAGUUUGUUUGCCCUAAUGAUGGGUUUUUAGAGCAGUUGAAAAUGUUUGAAGAAAUGGGUCACAAGGUUGAUCACACUAGUCCAAUAUACAAGCGAUUUCGCUUGAAAGUGUUGGGUGAUUGUUAUAACCGUGGAGAGAAAAUAGACAGUUCCAAAUUAGGUGCAGAUCCUGGCUUGCCUACCGAAAGUUCCUCUGUUAUAGAGGCAUCCCCAAAUGAAGGUAUUAACCGUACUGCAUACCGCUGCAAGAAAUGCCGAAGAAUUGUGGCAUUGCAGGAGAAUGUUGUUGAUCAUAUUCCAGGAGACGGUGAGACAUCUUUUGAGUGGCACAAACGGAGAGGUGGUAACCCUUUCAACAAGUCUGCCCAAACUGAAUGUUCAUCAGUAUUUGUUGAACCCUUGCGGUGGAUGACAGCAGAAGGUGCAAUAGAGGGGAAGUUGUCCUGUGCUCAUUGUGAAGCUCGCUUGGGUUAUUUCAAUUGGUCAGGAAUCCAAUGCAGUUGUGGAAGUUGGAUCUCCCCUGCCUUUCAGCUGCACAAAAGCCGGGUGGACAUCAGCACUGUGUAGUGUACUAUCUCCCAUAUAGCUUAAAUCCCCCCCCCCCCAAAUCACUAAAGUUAGGACAUGGAGUCCCCCUUCAUAAAGUAUAUGACGUCCAUAUGGACCAACUUUUAUAGAAAAAAAAAA
This is a messenger RNA of Durio zibethinus, 1386 nucleotides long. The record is from RefSeq and is a predicted model, not a curated record. Lineage: Eukaryota; Viridiplantae; Streptophyta; Magnoliopsida; Malvales; Malvaceae.